UUAUCAAAAAACUUAAUUAGUUCAAGUCAUAAAGACGUGUAAGAUUGUUAUCUUUAUUUUUGCAGUAGAUUGAUAAGAAUAAAAGAUUUAAACCGAGUUUAAAUGCGAUUUUCAUGUAUUUUAUGAGAAUGGAUUUGAAAAAACAACAUCAACUGAUAUUUUCGAUCCUGUGUCUGUUUAGCUUCCUGAAGUUGUAUGAUUGCUCAUAUGUGGUGAUAAACGAGAAAAACUGUGUACGCAAUAACAUUGUGUCUGUCGAUAAAACCAGUUCCUCCGUUGAUUUCAAUGCCGUCAUAUCCACUUCUCUACUCCGUUCCAAUUGUCUUAUUCAUAUUCAUAAUACAGACUUCCAACCCAGACAUAAAUACAAUGCAACAGUUCAACUAAUCGGUAAUAGAGCGAUAUCUGGAAUGAUUGUAGUUCAUGUAUUUGCUGGACACCCUAAUCGAAGUAAACCUGUUGAGACAUUUUAUGCACCACAAAAAUGGACAGGACAUUUACAAUCGAGUGAUAUGUAUAUAACAUUUGUCAGUCUAGUAGUGACAAAUUUUACUAUCAGUGUUACUGUGAAGGAGUGCAUGGACAAUUGCUAUGAGCUAAACAUGCCCAGUGUGAUACCAACAACUAUAAUUGAUUUGCCAGACGAAUGUGGUACAAAUUACUGUUUGGACAAUUACGCUGUAACCUAUCAGAUGAGGGCAUCAUCACAGUUCAACAGAGAUUCAUGUUACUUAUAUUUCCCGGUAACAAAUAACCCACAGAUUUGUAUAACAGUUAGUAGUUACUGCUGUGGAAAUGCGAACAAUUGUCAUAUUGCAGAAAUUAGUGUCGGUCACGAAUUGUAUUUUACUUUAGACAGGGCAAUACAUAUCCCUUGGUGUCUUCCUUGGAAUAUAGCAGGAGAAACAUUAAAAUUGAACUUUAAGAAUGAAGGCGUGAUUGACCACACCGUUUGCACUGUGACAAUAUUCACAAACACUAGUAAUUAUGGGAGGUGUUCAUUAACAACAACCACAGAUACGGAUGGUGUCAAUAACGAAAAUAAUGCUGUGCCCAUAGCAAUCUCUGCAGCAGGAGGAGUUUUUCUCAUUUUAUUGCUAAUUCUCAUUGGGUUUUUAAUAAAGAGUAAAAGAUGUCAACCGACCCAUUCUGGACAAGUCGUUAACUACAUCCACCAUGAAUCAUCAGUUCAAGGUCGACGUGUAGUUUCUAGGUGCAGAAUAGUGACACCACCUCCUUAUAGCAUUGCGGUCAGAGACAGUCACUUGACGAAUUCAAACGAAACUAACAGCAACCCUGCUGAAUCGGGAUAUGAUACAGAAGUAUCAUCGACCAGAAGUGAUCCAUCAGAAAACAUAAUGCAAAACAAUGGGAAUUCAAAUCCAUGUUUGGGUGCACCACCGCCUUAUAGUGUAUCUUCAUACGACAACACAACGUCACAGGAAAUAUGAUUGUCAAAGCUUAUUUGAAAACUAGUAGUUGAUUGUCUAAAUGGAAAGCAACAAGCUGGGUUCAGACUUCCAAAAUAAUCGAAAAGAGAUAAAUAGAAAUUGUUUAGACAUAAUAAACAUACUUGUGGAAAAUGACAAAAGAAUUGUUAAUUGCCAGAACAAUUGCAUGCGAACCAAUGGGAAAAUAUAAGUUGUAUAUCGAGAGAUUGAGAAGUGGGGAAGUUAUUUAUAUGCGUAUU
Mytilus trossulus (common blue mussel) is the source of this 1690-nucleotide messenger RNA. RefSeq lists its product as uncharacterized. NCBI's taxonomy places the organism in Eukaryota, Metazoa, Mollusca, Bivalvia, Mytilida, Mytilidae. The transcript has 8 exons. The record is from RefSeq and is a predicted model, not a curated record. Bases 114 to 1451 code for a protein of 445 amino acids.